Homarus americanus (American lobster) is the source of this 639-nucleotide messenger RNA. RefSeq names its product cuticle protein AMP1A-like. NCBI's taxonomy places the organism in Eukaryota, Metazoa, Arthropoda, Malacostraca, Decapoda, Nephropidae. Gene Ontology annotation, cellular component: chitin-based extracellular matrix. The transcript is spliced from 3 exons. The record is from RefSeq and is a predicted model, not a curated record. The coding region runs from base 86 to 538 and encodes 150 amino acids. Gene Ontology annotation, molecular function: structural constituent of chitin-based larval cuticle.
CGUGUUUACCGCGGUUGCUACACUUCCAUUAUAAAAGAGAGGGUGAGGCGGACCAAGACACCAGUACUUGCCCAACACACCCACCAUGAAGUUCGUGAUCCUCGCCGCCCUGGCCGCUGUGGCUGUCGCCGCACCCAAGCCUGACUACUCUCAGUCGUCCCAUGAGAGUGUAGAGCAUGUGCCCAUCCUGAAGGACGUCCGUGUUCACGAGGACGACGGCAGCUACAACUUCGACAUAGAGACUGGCAACGACAUUGUCCUAUCCCAGUCUGGCUCUCCUGACGGUCCUGAUGGCGCCGUGGUGAAGUCUGGAAGUUAUUCCUACACCGCUCCUGACGGCACCCCAGUUCAUGUGACGUUCGUCGCCGACGAGAACGGCUACCAGCCCCAGUCUGACCUGCUGCCAGUGGCUCCCGCCUUCCCCCACCCAAUCCCUCAGUUCGUGCUGGACCAGAUCGCCUUCGCUGCUGCAGAAGACGCUGCCCGUGGCUCUGAUGAGUCUGCUGAAGGUCCUUACCGCACCUACAGUGCCCCUUAGAGCUUAUAAACCCGAACUGGCCUGCAGGAACUUCUGGUAUAUUUAUUAUAUUUAUUCUCAAAUAAACAUUGGUUACAUAAUCCAUAAAUAUUUCGAUGAUU